AUUAUCACCUAAUCACGGAUGCCUGUACGACGAACUUAAAUUUAAUAUUGCGACGAUAUAGCGUAAAUAAUAUCUCUGCAUUCUUUCAAUCAUCACCUUCAAUUCAUUCGACUCUUGCUCCUACCGAGGGCCCAUUAUUCCCAGAAGAAAUACAGAUUUAUUGAUUGUGGUGGAUAGUAAAAUCCAUUUUGCGACUGAAAGGUUAUGCCAGCAACAGCCCAUAUUCUACGGCCAUUUUACUCCAAAGUCUCUUCCUUCGCGCCCAUUCAACCGGUUCACGUAAAUUGCUGUAGACCAUUUCCAAAUUCCGGGCAUUCCCGAUAUAUUCUUUUCCCAUCAAAUCGCCAGAUUCUUAGUUUCAGAUCGUAUACAAUGGAUGCGAAACCGGCGCCGAUGCCAAAGUUGAUAUAUGGGACAGCUUGGAAGAAAGAUGCAACAGCUGACUUGGUAUUCUUGGCCUUGAAAUCUGGAUUCCGUGGUAUCGAUACAGCAGCCCAGCCUCGACAUUAUAAAGAGCACCUAGUCGGAGCCGGUAUUAAACUCGCGAUUUCAUCAGGCAUCAUAAAGCGGAAUGACUUAUAUCUUCAAACAAAGUUCACUUCGAUAGGGGGCCAAGAUCCAAAUGAUCUACCGUACGACCCCAGUGCGCCAUUAGAAGAACAAGUACAUUCUUCAAUAGCCUCAUCGCUAGAGAAUUUCCGGUACUCGGGCUCGGAAGACCCAUACAUCGAUAGUUUGGUUCUACACUCACCACUUCGUACCCUACCAGACACGAUACAAAUCUGGAAGACACUUGAGACAUACGUUCCGCAUAAAAUCAGGCAACUAGGGAUUUCAAAUACACCGUUACAGGUCCUCGACUAUCUAUGUAAAAGUCCUGAUAUCGGCGUCCGUCCAGCAUGCGUACAGAAUCGUUUCUACCCAGCAACAGGUUGGGAAGUAGAUCUACGGGCGUAUUGCCGAGGUGCAGGUAUCGUAUUUCAGAGUUUUUGGACACUGUCGGGGAAUCCGCAGUUACUCGGAAGUAUGCCUGUGCGGAAACUAGCUACUAGCGCAAAUGUUGAACUUCCGGUUGCAUUGUAUGCGCUCGUGCUGGGUCUUGAAGGUACUGUGGUUCUAGACGGAACUACCAAUGAGGCACAUAUGAAAGGUGACUUAGAAGGGAUUGGAAUUGUAAACAGAUAUGCUGAGAGUGGAGGCCAGCCAAUUUGGUCAGAUUGCCUGAAUGAAUUUAAAGGGAUAAUCGGAGAAAAUGAGUAAGCGGAAUCUGGAGGUCAGUUUACUACCUAGGUAGGCCGAGAAGAUAAAUAGGAAAAGGAAGAAAAGGAAGAACAAGAGGAAGAUGAAAGAGAAGAUGAAGAAGAUGAAGAAGAUGAGAAAAAUAACAAGCUUAUUUUUGAUUAAUAAUGUAUAUAUCCCUUGGAACACCUUAGGUAGGUACCUUAUAUUCAUAGCAUACCUAGGUAGUAGAUGAUUUUUAAGGAAAUAGGAAUACAUUGCCUUUCCAUCUUCUCC
Messenger RNA from Hypoxylon trugodes, 1515 nucleotides. RefSeq names its product Aldo/keto reductase. NCBI's taxonomy places the organism in Eukaryota, Fungi, Ascomycota, Sordariomycetes, Xylariales, Hypoxylaceae. The record is from RefSeq and is a predicted model, not a curated record. Gene Ontology annotation, cellular component: cytosol. The transcript has 2 exons. The coding region runs from base 205 to 1260 and encodes 351 amino acids. Gene Ontology annotation, molecular function: aldose reductase (NADPH) activity.